This is a messenger RNA of Lolium rigidum, 1779 nucleotides long. Its product is annotated as laccase-19-like. The transcript is spliced from 4 exons. Lineage: Eukaryota; Viridiplantae; Streptophyta; Magnoliopsida; Poales; Poaceae. Gene Ontology annotation, molecular function: copper ion binding; hydroquinone:oxygen oxidoreductase activity. Gene Ontology annotation, biological process: lignin catabolic process. The record is from RefSeq and is a predicted model, not a curated record. The coding region runs from base 1 to 1779 and encodes 592 amino acids. Gene Ontology annotation, cellular component: apoplast.
AUGGCAGCAGCAGCAGCUGCUGCCCUCUUGGCUGCCGUCGUGGCCCUAACGGCAGCCGAGGCUGCCCUCGUGGAGCACACAUUCGUUGUACGGCAGAUGCAUAUGCAACACUUGUGCAAGGACACGCUGGUGACGCUGGUGAACGGGCAGUUCCCAGGCCCAGCUAUCGAAGCUACGGAAGGGGACACGGUGGUCGUCCAUGUCGUCAACGAAUCCCCCUACGGAAUAACCAUUCACUGGCACGGUGUGAAGCAGCGGCUCAACUGCUGGGCGGACGGAGCAGGGAUGGUAACGCAGUGUCCCAUCCAGCCAAACGCCACCUUCUCCUACGGGUUCAACCUGACAGGGCAGGAGGGCACGCUGUGGUGGCACUCCCACGUCUCCAGCCUCCGCGCCACCCUCCACGGCGUCAUCAUCAUCCGCCCCAAGUCCGGCAACUACCCGUUCCGCAAGCCCGACAUGGAUGUCCCCAUCAUCAUAGGUGAAUGGUGGCACAAGGAUCUGACGGAGGUAGACAAGGCGUACCUCAACAGCAACGACAACGACCCCGCCGCGGCCACCAUCAACGGGAAGCUCGGAGACCUCAGCAACUGCUCCGGCAAGGCAGAGGACAGCUACGUCCUGGAGGUGGAGCCCGGCAAGACCUACCUGCUGCGCCUGGUGAACGCGGCGCUCUACUCCGAGUACUACUUCAAGGUGGCCGGCCACAGCUUCACGGUCGUCGCCUCCGACGCCAACUACCUCAGGCCCUUCAGCACCGACGUCGUCGCCGUCGCGCCGGGCGAGACCAUGGACGUGCUCAUGGUCGCCGACGCGCCGCCGUGCCGGAAGUACCACAUGGUCGCCCUGGCCAUCGAGGCGCCGGAGCCCGACCCGCAGCUGCCGCUCUACAUCUCCAGAGGCUUGGUGCGGUACAAGAACAUCAACGCCAGCGUCGAUUGCGCUGGCGCCGAGCGAGGUGCCGUGAUACCGGACAUGCCGGACAACCACGACACGACCACGACGUUCCACUUCCACGGCAACCUCACCGGCGCCGCACCCGAGCACCCGUUGCUGCCGCAGGUACGAGGCCCCGUCGACGAGCGCCUUUACAUUGCGCUUGGCCAGGGCUCCGUCUGCAGAGGGAACAUGACGUCGUGCAAGAGGGGAGGGAGCAGCGAGUCCAUGCUCGUCGCCUACAUGAACAACGUCUCCUUCCACCUCCCGGACAAGCUGGCGCUGCUCGAGGCACGCUACCGCGGCGACGCCUCCUUGUCGUCCACGGUGGAGGAGCUGCCGAGCAGGCCGCCGAGGCCCUUCAACUACACGGACCCGGCGCUGAUACCGGUCGCCCCCGGCGGGAAGGAGGAGGCCAUCGAGCCGACGCGGAAGGCCACCACGGCGCGCCGGUUCCGGUACAACGCCACGGUGGAGGUGGUGUUCCAGAGCACGGCCAUGAUGCAGAGCGACUCCAACCCGAUGCAUCUACACGGCCACGACUUCUUCGUGCUCGCGCAGGGCCACGGCAACUACGACGCCGCGAGCGACGCGCGCAGCUACAACCUGGUCGACCCGCCGGUGAAGAACACGGUGCAUGUGCCCAGGCUUGGCUGGGCGGCCAUCCGGUUCGUCGCCGACAACCCCGGCUCCUGGUUCCUGCACUGCCACUUCGAGUACCACAUCGCCCCAGGCAUGGCCACAGUGCUCGUAGUCGACAACGGACCGACGCCGGAGACGACUCUCCCGCCGCCACCUACCGAUCUUCCAAAGUGUUCUAAGCUGCAGGAACAAAGAGUUUGA